Messenger RNA from Gavialis gangeticus (Gharial), 1611 nucleotides. It is a transcript of the gene RGS7BP, whose product is annotated as regulator of G-protein signaling 7 binding protein. The transcript has 7 exons. The record is from RefSeq and is a predicted model, not a curated record. NCBI's taxonomy places the organism in Eukaryota, Metazoa, Chordata, Crocodylia, Gavialidae. Gene Ontology annotation, cellular component: neuron projection; nucleus; postsynapse. Gene Ontology annotation, biological process: G protein-coupled receptor signaling pathway. The coding region runs from base 126 to 695 and encodes 189 amino acids.
GCCAGCGAGCCCUGGAGGACUGCAAGGCGCUUGUCCAGGAGUUCAAUACCCAAGUGGCUCUAUACCGGGAGUUAGUCAUUUCCAUUGGGGAUGUGUCAGUCAAUUGUCCGUCUCUACGUGCUGAAAUGCACAAGACUCGAACCAAAGGAUGCGAGAUGGCUUAUCACGCACACCAAAAACUGUCAGCAAUUUCUGGCAGCACAGGCUCUUCCCUGCAUGGCUGUUCCUCCUCCUGGCAUGGCCCUUCUUCAAACAGCCCAGAAGAUGGUGAGAUUCACCCUGAAAUCUGUAGACUAUACAUCCAGUUGCAGUGUUGCUUAGAAAUGUACACAACAGAGAUGCUUAAAUCUGUAUGUCUGCUAGGAUCCCUUCAGUUUCACCGGAAAGGAAAAGAGCCUUGUGCCACCAAGAUUGUAGACAGUAAAAUGGAAGAAAGUUCAGAAGUACCUAUUUUAGAGGACACAUCAUCGUCACCAAUAGAUAUUCAACAACAUUCAUGGCAGGUUUCCACAGAUAUUGAAAAUGCUGAAAGAGAUAUAAGAGAAAUGAAAAACCUUUUAAGUAAACUCAGGGAGACUAUGCCUUUACCAUUGAAAAAUCAAGAUGAUAGCAGCCUCCUAAACCUGACUCCUUACCCAUUAGUGAGAAGACGGAAGCGAAGAUUCUUUGGACUAUGCUGCCUUGUUUCAAGCUAAAAGAUUCAACACAGAAAUGCCAAGAAAAAGAUAACUUUGAUUAAGCCAAUAUUAUUUGACCUUUGAAAGAAUAAAUCUUGACUGCUCUUGAUUAUCAAGUAUGUUUUCUACAGUGCUCUGUUACUUUGUCCCAUUCCCCUUUUCACAGAAAGUUUUACAAUGUGGUGUUGCAGACAAGAACCAAAUGGGGAACAGAUAUACCAUAUUUCAGAUGUUUUUAAAUGAUUUUUUUAAAUGACAUUUACAUGCAUGCUUUAAAUCAUACAGUGACAAAACAAGAAUUAUGGUUACUUUUUUUUUUUUACUGUGCAGCCACAAAGUUUUGUUUACAGUACAAGUCUAGGACUAUAACUUAUUAGUAUCACAUUAAACUAUUUGAUCAUAUUCUAACAAUCUUUACACUUAGAAAGCUAUUUAAAACAGCAAAGUGUUAACGUUCUAAAAUAUUAAAACAAUAUAUAAUAGAACAUGCACAAGCUCUCCUAUUGCUUUUUGUGCUCUCAUUCAUAUUUAGUCUUCCACUCUCUCAAUUUAUCCAAGAACUACAAAGUCAAAUAUAUCUUAAUUUAUAAUACACAAAACCAUGUAUGAGAAAUAUUCAGAACUUGUAAAUACAGAGUAAUCAUUGUAUCUACAUACUGUACAAUGCAUAGAAGUAAUGAUAUUACUUUUAAGCCAGUGGUGUCUAUUUCAACUUUUGGAAGAAAGGAGUAAUUCAGUUAAAAAGAUGGUGUAAUAGAAUAUACUAUUACCCUCAAAUGUAAAGCAGAUUACCAUAUUUUGUUUCCAUUAGCAGUUGAAGCAUGUCUGCACAUCAACUAAAUGUUCACUCUUAUAGGGCAUGCUAGAAUUAGCUCAGACUGUAAUAUAUUAGACAUUUUACAUUGUUAAUAAAAUUUUUUAGUUAAAAUUAAAA